Molecule: messenger RNA, 870 nt
Organism: Erythranthe guttata (spotted monkey flower)
Lineage: Eukaryota; Viridiplantae; Streptophyta; Magnoliopsida; Lamiales; Phrymaceae
Source: RefSeq, a predicted model, not a curated record
AUGACCGUAUUUGAGUUUGCAGACAAGUACAGAGGAUCUUACACGGACAGCAUUGGGGAAGGAGCAUGCCCUUUUUAUUGUGAUUUCAGUGGUUAUCAUGAUGAAUUGCUUUGGGCAGCUGCUUGGCUACACAAAGCCACAAAAAGCCAUGUCCACUGGAACUACCUCGUACAGAACAUGAACAACUUCAAACCACAUAUUGAAGGUAGCAUGUUUGAAUUUGGUUGGGAUGCUAAGCAUGCUGGAAUUAAUAUUCUUGUUUCCAAGUACGUCGUAAAUCGUAGUUUGGAAGCUACAACCCCUUUUCUCUUCUACGCAGACAGCUUCGUAUGUUCUGUGUUGCCCGAAUCUCCCACCAAAAUAGUGAACUUUUCUCCUGGUGGGCUUUUGGUAAAAGAAGGCGUGUGCAAUAUGCAACACACGACCGCAAUUUCGUUUCUACUAUUAGCGUACGCCCGCUACUUGAAAAACUCCAACCACGUAGUACGCUGCAAUAAUAACGUGAUCAUCACUCCGAAGCGGCUCAUUCAUUUCACAAGAAAUCAGGUGAACUAUAUAUUAGGUGAUAAUCCAAUGUCAAUGUCAUAUAUGGUGGGAUAUGGAAAAAAAUAUCCACAACGGAUUCACCAUAGGGCCUCUUCAUUGCCUUCAAUAGUUGCAAAGCCAGAGCAUAUUGAGUGCAAGGGUGGUACGCCCUAUUUCUUGAGUGGUGCCCCGAAUCCGAAUAUGCUGACCGGGGCAGUGGUGGGUGGGCCCGAUACCGAUGACACGUAUGCGGAUGAUCGUGUUGACGCAACAAAAUCGGAGCCCACUACUUAUGUGAAUGCACCUCUUGUGGGCCUACUGGCUUACUUCAAUGCACAUUCUUGA